AACUCCAUGUUUGCACGUACCCUCUAUACCAACUAUGGGAUUCGUGCACAGAUCAAUUUCAAAAGACCAGCACGGGAGGCUGACUCGAUUCUUCCUUACGAGCAUUGCUUUUUGCUUUCCAUAGGCGACGGUCUUGAUGGGAAGAAAGGUCGAGCACAUGGAGGGUUCAGUGCAUUGCUAAUGGAUCAAAUGACUGGAUCGGUUGCAUUUCAGUUAUUCGGCGGUCUGCCACCGGCCACGGCUACCAUGACGGUAGACUAUAAACAACCUAUCGACACCCCAGGAGUUGUCUUGUGUCGAGGUUGGGCCGUUGAGAAAUCUGGCCGAAAGGUCUGGGUUCGGGCAUGCCUUGAGAGCGAUGGACGGAUUCUCGCAUCCGGAAAGGCACUCUUCAUC
This is a messenger RNA of Eremomyces bilateralis CBS 781.70, 396 nucleotides long. RefSeq lists its product as uncharacterized. NCBI's taxonomy places the organism in Eukaryota, Fungi, Ascomycota, Dothideomycetes, Eremomycetales, Eremomycetaceae. The transcript has a single exon. The annotation marks the transcript as partial. The record is from RefSeq and is a predicted model, not a curated record.